This is a messenger RNA of Prosopis cineraria, 1608 nucleotides long. RefSeq names its product thiosulfate/3-mercaptopyruvate sulfurtransferase 1, mitochondrial-like. NCBI's taxonomy places the organism in Eukaryota, Viridiplantae, Streptophyta, Magnoliopsida, Fabales, Fabaceae. Bases 166 to 1287 code for a protein of 373 amino acids. Gene Ontology annotation, biological process: transsulfuration. Gene Ontology annotation, molecular function: thiosulfate-cyanide sulfurtransferase activity. The transcript has 12 exons. The record is from RefSeq and is a predicted model, not a curated record. Gene Ontology annotation, cellular component: mitochondrion.
GUUUCGUUCUUCGUCAAUUUCUGCCUCUUCGGCUUCAGAAAACGAUACCCCACUCAGAAGCAUCUCCGUCACGCUCAGUCUCUGCUUUUGGCUGCUUUCAUUCGUUGGCACCUCACUCUUCCAGCUAUCUCAGGACACACACUUCUUAUAUGAUCGCUGACGGAUAUGGCAUCUUCUCUUCUCACAAGGAUGUUAUUGGGUCCUCGCCUCAUUCAUUCUUCGAGGCCCCAAAUACUCACUUCUUUCUUCAAUAAGAGUUCAUUUCCUCCACAAACUGUCCCAGCCUAUACUGCUCAAAAAACAAGGACAACUAGUUGGGCUCGAUUUGUCAUGGCUUCUUCCUCUAUUGUGACACAAGCUUAUUGUUCAACAGUGUCUGUAUCUACAGAUGAUCCUGUUGUUUCCGUGGAUUGGCUCUAUGCUAAUCUGAAGAAGCCUGAUAUGAAGGUGCUGGAUGCCUCCUGGUACAUGCCAGAUGAGCAGAGGAACCCAAUUCAAGAAUAUCAGGUUGCUCACAUUCCUGGGGCCCUUUUCUUUGAUGUAGAUGGAAUAUCAGAUCAAACUUCAAGUCUGCCACACAUGUUGCCAUCAGAAGAUGCUUUUGCUGCUGCUGUCUCUGCUCUUGGCAUAGAAAAUAAAGAUGGAUUGGUUGUUUAUGAUGGAAAGGGAAUAUUUAGUGCAGCUCGUGUAUGGUGGAUGUUCCGAGUUUUUGGGCAUGACAGAGUUUGGGUAUUAGAUGGUGGCCUGCCAAGAUGGCGUGCAUCAGGAUACGAUGUUGAAUCAAGUGCUUCUGGUGAUGCUAUAUUGAAGGCUAGUGCUGCAAGUGAGGCCAUUGAGAAAGUAUAUAAGGGACAAGCAGUUGGACCAAUCACAUUUAAGACUAAAUUUCAGCCACAUCUUGUUUGGACCAUCGAGCAGGUCAAGAAAAAUGUUGAGGAAAAAAGUCACCAACAUAUAGAUGCUCGAUCAAAGCCCAGGUUUGAUGGAGCUGUGCCAGAACCCCGCAAGGGAAUCAGAGGUGGUCAUGUACCUGGCAGCAAGUGCCUUCCUUUUGUCCAGGUGUUGGAUGCUUCACAAACAUUGUUACCGCCAGAUCAGCUUAAGAAGCGAUUUGAGGAAGAAGGAAUCUCUUUGGAAAGCCCAAUAAUGGCUUCUUGUGGCACUGGUGUGACUGCUUGCAUUCUUGCAUUGGGUCUGCAUCGUCUUGGAAAGUAUGAUGUACCGGUCUAUGAUGGAUCUUGGACUGAAUGGGGAGCACAUUCUGAUACACCAGUUGAAACUUCUUAAAUGCAAUUUAGCCGCAUUCUCAUGACCAGCAUGUUGAAUGUAUCUGUUGGCGAAGGGGCCACAUCCACCAUAGUCAACCUAGCGAGUCCGACAUUUUUUGUUUCUCUGCUUCUUCCCUUCUUUUCUCAAUGAUUAAGUAACUAAUGUCAUUGAACCUUGAUAAAAGUUGUUACUGAAGCUUGUUAUGUGGUUCAUAAAAAUAAUGUAAAUGGAUUGUUCAUGAGAACCUGAUAGAAAUUGUUAAACGUAAGGUAUUAGCUUGUUUCGGAUUCACUGAGAAGUUGAAUAUUGUCAAUGAGACAGAAAAUGACUUGCAUAAGA